CGCAGUGUUGGCAUAUUUCAAAAGCCACAACAAUAUUUUGUGUCGUGAGGGACGCCCAUUUAUAGAUUCUAACUUAAGUUAUCAUCUUAUCAAAUAGUAUGCCAUUUGUAGAUUAAUUAAUGUAAGAAGAUGUUACAUUAAUCAUAUACACAAUGGAUUCAGACAGUGUGGAUGAUUUACCGGUCAGAGAUACAGGUGGAGCCAGGAGUGCAUAUGAUGAUAAAGUGAGUGAGCAGAAAAGGGCCCAGCAGCGGAGAGCAGUGGCUAAGAUAAGCCGGGAGGAGCUAGAAGAUCAGUAUCUCAGACUUCAUGAUGAAAACCUUAUCCUCAAGAGACAUGCUCGGAAACAGGAAGAGAAGAUUAAAAAGAUGGCUACUAAGCUUCUGCGCUUGGUCCAAGAUAACAAGAAGAAAGACAGUGAUACUGGAGCAGGAGGAACAGGAGCAAGAAGGAAAGGAGGACGAGAUAUCGAGACAGAAGAGAUGAUAGAAGAACAACAACAGAAGAUUAGAGACCUUGAAAAGAACUGUGAAGCAUAUAAGAAGAAACUCAUGGUUGCCAAGCAACAGAUUGCAACACAAAGCCAAAGAAGAACUCCAUAUAACCAUGUCCAAUCCAGGAUAAAUACAGGCAUGCCCAAGCCGCCUACGGACAGUGUACAGAGAAAUCUAAGAGUGCAGGGAAAUAGAACAGGAUCAGCGACUCCAAGAUCAAUACGUAAUGAUGUUCUACCAAGAUAUGGUCACAGUCUUCUAGAGGAAGCUAGAGCUGAAAACCAACGGCUGAAUGAGGAGAUUGAUAACUUGCAUGAAAACUGUCAAAUCUUGGAUCAGGAGAAAGAAAUGCUAAUGGAACAGAUCCGAAUCAAGGAAUUAGACCAUGAAGAGGUUCUCCUCCGACUGAAAGAACAGAUGUCAGCAGGUCAAAGGCAUACAGCAAAGAGUAAUAUACAAGAGAAUGUUGAUAUGAUCAAACUGCAGCGGGAGGUGAAAGAAAAAUCUCAGAAGCUUGCUGCCCUCGAGGCCCAGUACGCCACACUACAAGAGAAUCUUGCCACAGUGAAGACCAGUCAUGAUGCUGUUAUUGCCGAGAUGGAGGAUUUAAAUAGAAAGCUACAUCAGGAGCAAGCUAAGUCACUUUCACUUCAGACCGAACUCAAACAAGGCUCAACACUACAGAGAAAUAUAUCAGAGCUUCAGGAGAGAAUAACAGAUACAGAGAGAGAGAAAGAUAUUCUGAGAGAGGCUAAUGAGAAAUUACUAAACAGUGCCUUUGAUGCAGAAAGGGAGCGUCAGUAUCGUGCCAAUGAAAAGCAACUCAAACUCCAGAUUGCUCAACUUGAGGCAACUCUCAAAGGAGAUCUGAAUGAUAAAAACACACUUCUUGAUAAACUCAAUGAAGAAAGAGAGGAGUACGAGAAGCUUCAGAAAGAGAAUCGUGAUAUGCAGGUGAAGUAUUACGCUGUCAGGAAACAGCUUGAAGAGCUCCAAGAGAAGAUGAAGUUCUUUACCAAAGAGAGCGCUGUGGAUUGGAAUGAGAUGGAAGAAGCACUUAUACUCGUCAAGAAAAGAAAAGAGCGAGGGACACAGGAUCUGGACUUUUUAGAGAAAGUGGAUGAUGAAAUCAAUCGUGACAUGAAGAUCCAGAUGGGUGCCCUCCAGGCGGAGCAUGCAGAGACAGUCAACGAACUGGAGAAAACUCGUAAUAUGCUCCUUCUACAGAAUAAGAUCAAUAGAGAUUACAAGCAGGAGGUAGAAAGCUCCACUAGGAGACUGGAGGAAUAUAAGCAGGAGUAUGAAACCAAACUGGAUGAGUACGCUCAGCUUCUUGAUAUAAGGGCAGCUAGAAUCAAGAAAUUGGAGAGGCAGAUGAAAGACAUUGCUUAUGGAACUAAACAAUUCAAGAUGGCUGAUAUUGCUCCAGAUGAAGAUGAUUAUGAAGAGAUUGAUGAAAGUGUCAAGCUAGAGAGAGGUCAGAAUCUAUUGGAGAUACAUAUAGAAAGAAUAACAUUCACCCAGGAUGGUCUUCGAGAGCUUGGAGAUGAUGAACCCUCAACGUUUGCUACAUAUGAAUUCUUUGAGUUUGAGCUUCAAUCAACGCCUGUCGUUAAAGGAAACAAACCUAUGUUCAAGUUCACCUCUCAGUAUCGUGUGACCGUGGAUGAUUUCUUCCUCCAUCAUCUGAUGAAGGGCGCCACCACCCUGGAGGUUCAUCAAGCCAUCGGUACGGAGUAUCGUACCAUAGCAGCGUGUCAACUCAAGUUCAGGGAUCUAUUGGAUAAACCACAGGGAAGGGUCCAUGGCACAGCACAACUAGUUGGUGUUGAAUCCGGUCGCACCGAUGUGAUCUAUGGUACUGUGGAAUUCUGGGUAAGAUUGAGGGUACCAAUGGACCAAGCUUUGAGAUUAUUCAGGGAACGUGUGAAAGCUCUUGGUUACAUGUCAUCUAAUCAGAAGAACACCCAACAAGCCUUAGCCAACCUAGCCAAGGCUACCGGAGAGGAACCAACACGUGAUACAGAUGAGAAUAUCAAUGAACUUACGAUCAAGGUCAUUAGAUGUGAUAAUGUCAGAGCUAGGAGAGAGGGUAUCCAACCCAACCCUUAUAUCAUCUAUCGGUUCUUUGAUUUCAAUGAUCAUGAUACGACGACCGUUCAGAGUAGUAAUACACCAGAGAUUAAUGAUAUGCAGACAUACCCUGUACCAGUCACACCUGAUCUAGACCGGUAUCUAAGAACAGAGACUCUUGAUUUCUAUGUCUUUGACGAUACUGAUCCUGAAGACACAGCAUACCUAGGAAUGGCCCAGGUUCCUCUCAUAAGCCUUGUCAACAACAAACCAAUCAAAGGAACAUUUGAAUUAAGAAAUACUGAGACUGCCAAUGGAACUAUUGAUGUGAUGAUCAACUGGCAGGGUACAUAUAUAGCACCCAAGGUUGUUCAUACUACCCAGAAGCCACCUGUUCCAUCGAGUAGCACCCCCAAGCCCCCUACCUCAAGGCCCACCUUGGGCAAAGCCCCUGUUCCUAUGGGUAGGUCACCCAAGCCCCCAUCAGCACCCCCUACUGCGCCCCCUUCCGCACCACCAGCGGAACCCCCGUCAGCUCCUCAGCAGCCGAAGCAACCUGAUGCUAGACCAUCGCCAGCGCCCAGAGGCUUGGACAUGACACCAACCAGAGACAAACCACCCCUCAAACCGAUCGCAUCAUCGACACCUGGUUCAACGCCAGAAAGACGUAACUCAAGGGAUAGAUUGAGAGACACAGGGCCAUUCAUGCCACAGGUCCAAGAGGCAAAGAAGAAAGCAACCAAAUCAGUUCGUUUGAUGGAAGAGAAGAAAGAACUUACCCCCACCCCUCCUGUAAUCUCUGUUACACCCCCUACACCUCAAAAGGGUGAGAAAGACACCAAGCAGGCAACUCCGAACCGAAGAAGACGACCUUCAAUCCCCAAACCACAGGAACCAGAGCAGAGGGAGGAUGAGAAAGCAGCAGAAGAGCCAGAGGUUGAAGAAGGUAACUCGGUGGAUGAUCUUGAGAGGGAGAUUGCAGGAGAGAUGGAACGGCAAGAGAAGGAAGAGCAAGAGAGGUUUGGAGCGGAAACACCGGCAGUGGAAGAUGAUGACAAUGAUCUGGUGGCUCAAGAACUUCAGAAAGAAUUUGCUGAGGAUACUACUCAGAUUAGAAAGACAGAGGUAUAUGAAGAUACAAUGUUUGAAGAUGCAGCUGCCUCCAAUGAAGAGAACGACUUUGAUGAAUCUUCUAUAGAAGAAGAUGUUGAGAUACCAGAGCCUGAAGAUGAUGAGGAGGAGGAAGGUGAAUCAAGAGCAGCUAAGAACGAUAAUGUUAUAUCAAGUGAUAGUGAGAGUGUCAUUAUACCUGCAACACCAACCAGACCAGUCUCAGCCAUGGCUAAUGAAGACACCAUAAUAAUCAACAUAGGCCAGUUGACUAUUGACCAGGAUGCUUCGCUGAUCACCGAUGAUACUAUCCACAGGCUGUUUGUAGAAUAUCAGUUUCUUGGGAUUGCUCAAGAGGAGCUUGAAACACCCUUCUCGUUGCCCAAACCUGGCCCUAACGGACCUUUUGAAUUGUCAUAUAACUUUCACAAAGUGAUCCAUAUUGAUGGUGACAUGACUAAACGGAAUUACUUGGCAGACUUCCUUAGACCAGACCACAGUGAGAAGGGAAGGCUACGUUUCACUGUUGUGAGUGAACCACCAGAUGAGUUCCAAGAGGAUGCUGAAUGUAUUGAAGUGGGUUAUGCUUACGUUGACCUUCGUGCCUUACUCGAGGAAGGUCGUGACCUCACAGACAGUGACAUCGAAGUGGUGAAUGUGCAUGAUGAGUCUGAGCCCAUAGGUUCAGUGACUGUCACUGUAUGUUGUGUUGCAGCACUCGGGGCCAUGCAACGUGAAGUAGAAGCACUCCGAGCUGAAGAAGAUGAGGAGGAUGACGAUAUCGACACCGAUGAGGAAGCCUAAAAGCUCAGUAUCACUGCCAUCAUCUUAGAAGAAAUCAAUUACCUUUGAGGGGCCCUGUUGAUUGAAAUUGAUGAUAUCUUUGUGUUCUACUGGUAAACUUCCAUGAAAUCCUUGAUUGUAGUGGCUGUUGAGCAUUGUUUCUGGGGUAUUUUAGUUACUGAUGUACUCAGCACAAAGAGAAUGAGUUAAAACAAUACAGAAUAGGAUAUUAUGAAUCAAUGAUUCAUAUUGUCCUAUUGUCCCGGUAUCAAUCCCUCAUUGUUCCAUGAAUCCCAUGCCUGACACCCUGCUGUAUUCAUAAUAAUGAUAUUUAAAGUUAAAGUCCACCCCAGAAACAUGUUGAUUUGAAUAAAUGGAGAAAAAUCAAACU
Molecule: messenger RNA, 4851 nt
Organism: Lytechinus variegatus (green sea urchin)
Lineage: Eukaryota; Metazoa; Echinodermata; Echinoidea; Temnopleuroida; Toxopneustidae
Gene: rpgrip1l
Product: protein fantom-like
Exons: 36
Coding region: 153-4481 (1442 amino acids)
Biological process (GO): non-motile cilium assembly
Cellular component (GO): ciliary transition zone
Source: RefSeq, a predicted model, not a curated record